AUGUCAGGAGAAACUAUAGCUAAAUCAGCAAAUUCUGCCUUUGCUUUAUUAAAAACUUUAACUAAUGAACAAAGAUCAUUAGCUUUACAAAAAAUUCAUGAUUCUUUAUUAAAAAAUAAAGAAAAAAUUCUUGAAUCAAAUAAAUUAGAUAUGGAAAUUGCUAAAUCUCAAAAUUUAUCUUCAUCAUUAAUUAAAAGAUUAAAUUUAUUAAAUCCAGGGAAAUUUGAAUCUAUGUUACAAGGAAUAUUAGAUGUUUCUAAUUUACCUGAUCCAAUUGGGGAAAUCACUUUAGCUAAAAAAUUAGAUGAAGGAUUAAAUUUAUAUCGAGUAACUGCUCCUAUUGGAGUAUUAUUAAUUAUAUUUGAAAGUCGUCCUGAAGUUAUUGCUAAUAUAACUGCUUUAGCUAUUAAAUCAGGAAAUUCUGCCAUAUUAAAAGGUGGUAAAGAAUCUUAUCAAACAUUUAAAAUUAUGAGUGAAAUUAUUAAUCAAACUUUAAAAAAUGAAACUAAUGUACCAAAUAAUUCUAUACAAUUGAUUCAAAGUAGAGAAGAUGUUGCUGAUUUAUUAAAUCAAGAUAAAUAUAUUGAUUUAAUUAUUCCUCGUGGAUCUAAUGAAUUAGUUCGAAAUAUUAAAUCAAAUACUAAAAUCCCAGUAUUGGGUCAUGCUGAUGGUAUUUGUUCUAUUUAUGUUGAUAAUAAAUUUGAUAUUAAAAAGGCUAAAAAAAUUAUUAUUGAUUCAAAAACAAAUUAUCCUGCUGGAUGUAAUUCAGUGGAACAAUUACUUAUAAAUUCUCAUAUAUCCCAACAAGAAAUUAUUGAAAUUUUACAAAAUUUAAUUGCUAAUAAAGUUACAAUUCAUGUUACUCCAGAAAUUAAAUUUUUUUUAGGUGAUUUUUUAACAGGAGAAUAUAUUAAAGAUAUUGAAUCCGAUUCAUUUGAUAAAGAAUAUCUUUCAUUUGAUAUUUCGGUGAAAUUAGUUGAUAAUGUUGAUGAAGCCAUUAAACAUAUUAAUAAACAUUCAUCAAAACAUACUGAUUGUAUAAUUACAGAAGAUAAAUUUACAGCUGAGAAAUUUUUGAAAAGUAUUGAUUCUGCUGGUAUUUAUUGGAAUGCAUCUACUAGAUUUGCUGAUGGAUUUAGAUAUGGAUUUGGUACUGAAGUUGGUAUUAGUACUAAUAAAAUCCAUGCUAGAGGACCCGUUGGAUUAGAAGGAUUAAUGAGUUAUCAAUAUCAAUUAAAAGGUGAUGGUCAUAUAGUUGGAGAAUAUGUUGGUGGAGGAGGUAAUAAAUUAUUUAUUCAUGAAGAUUUAUCUUCUAUCUAA
Messenger RNA from Candida dubliniensis CD36, 1320 nucleotides. It is a transcript of the gene PRO2, whose product is annotated as glutamate-5-semialdehyde dehydrogenase. The record is from RefSeq and is a predicted model, not a curated record. NCBI's taxonomy places the organism in Eukaryota, Fungi, Ascomycota, Pichiomycetes, Serinales, Debaryomycetaceae. Bases 1 to 1320 code for a protein of 439 amino acids. Gene Ontology annotation, molecular function: NADP binding; glutamate-5-semialdehyde dehydrogenase (NADP+) activity. The transcript has a single exon.